This is a messenger RNA of Trachymyrmex septentrionalis, 816 nucleotides long. RefSeq names its product putative gustatory receptor 28b. Gene Ontology annotation, biological process: sensory perception of taste. The transcript has a single exon. NCBI's taxonomy places the organism in Eukaryota, Metazoa, Arthropoda, Insecta, Hymenoptera, Formicidae. Gene Ontology annotation, cellular component: membrane. The record is from RefSeq and is a predicted model, not a curated record. Bases 1 to 816 code for a protein of 271 amino acids.
AUGAUAGCCUCGAACUAUAUAUCUAUACCAUUCAGACUUAAUUGGAACUACAAGAUCAAGACGAAUUUAACUGUAGUCAUCGCGGUUCUACAAACUGUGCUUGGUGCCCUGGUGAUCUGCGUGAUUUUGAUUAGCUACUGCAUCAACCAGAAGUCCUUGGUGCGGAUCACUAAUCGAUUAAUCACCAUUGAACACGAGAUAGAUCGUAUGUAUGAUCUAUAUCAUCCGCUACGACGACAAGGUAUCUUCUGCACUAUGAUCAUCGUUUGCAUCUUGAAGAUUUGCCUUCUGAUAUUUCUCCUGUUCACUGAGAUCCUGACUGGUCAUACAAACCCAAUCUCAUGGCUGACAGACGUUCUGCCGACAUUUCACGUGGGUUGGCUACUGAUACAUUACUUUCUGUUGGUGACGGUCAUUGAAGCAGAUUUUGUUGAUGUAAAUCGAGCGAUACAAAACCUUACCAGGAUAUAUACACCUGAUUUUGAACUGCAGUCUCUCUAUCAAACGCGUCGUAUCGUAAUCAACAAUUCGGCCGUUCAUCAACUGUUGCAACUGCGAGAUGUGCAUUAUCAUCUCUGUGAAAUCUCUGAGGAUGUGUCGAGUUUCUAUUCACUACCAGUGCUAUUCGGAAUCGUUUUUCUCUUUCUAACACUCGUAUAUAAUGGUUACUAUCUUCUCUCGUUUCUGUUGAUGACUGAUGAUAUCUUAAAAUAUUCUUAUAGUAUUAUUGAUGUCAUCAUCUGGAUAAUAUUUCUGAUUUAUCCCAUCUUUCUUCUCACCAAUAGAAUUACGAGAAUUUUAAUCGAGGUAAGAUAA